Molecule: messenger RNA, 3990 nt
Organism: Entrophospora sp. SA101
Lineage: Eukaryota; Fungi; Glomeromycota; Glomeromycetes; Entrophosporales; Entrophosporaceae
Source: the annotation of a GenBank genome assembly
AUGCAUCGCAUACUAUUUUCUAUUGUUAUAGUAGUUUUGCUUUGCUUAAUUAACGUAGAAGCUAAAUCGACAACAGGUAAUCAUAUACUGGUGCUGCUUGACAAAAUCGAUGAAAAAGAUUUAUAUGCUAGUUUUUUUAAAUCUUUAAAAGAUCGACAAUAUGUGCUUUCGUAUAAAAUAACAACAGAUCCUUCAAUCCAAUUAUUUAAAUUUGGAGAAAGAAAUUAUGAUCAUAUUAUCAACUUUUCACCAAAAACAAAAAAUUAUAAUCAGGAAAUUAAACCAGCUUCAUUGAUUGAUUUUCUUAAAAAAGGUGGCAACAUAUUAUUAGCAGCAUCAUCAGAUCUAUCAGAGACAGUUAGAGAUUUUGCACGUGAGUUUUCAAUAGAAUUUGAUCAGAGAGAUACUUCUGUGAUAGAUCACUUUAAUUUCGAUGCUUCUGCCGAUGAUGGAAGGCAUAUACUUAUUGUUGCUGAUGGAUUUACCAAUGUCAAAACAAUUCUUAGCAGAAACGUAAUUGAAGGUCCUCCAGUACUUUUUAGAGGCGUGGGGCACAAAGUUGGAACCAUACCAUUGUUAACCAAGAUAUUAUGGGCUGGUGACACUGCAUACUCAUUUGAGACUAAGAAAGAUCAAGUGGUAGAUGAACAGCCAUUAGUUGUGGGAAACGAAGUUGGACUAGUAACUGCGUUACAAGCAAGAAAUAAUGCAAGAGCUACAUUUGUAGGAAGUUUAGAAUUAUUUAGUGAUCAAUUCUUUAACUCAAAAGUACAAAAAUUUAAUUCUACAGAGGUAUAUCCAAAAUCAGGUAAUGAGGCAUUUGCAAAAGAUUUGACAGAAUGGUCAUUUCAAGAAAAAGGAGUUUUAAAGGUUGUUUCACGAAAUCAUCAUAAAGAAGGCGAAACUGAACAAUUGGACAUUUAUCGAAUUAAAGAUGAUAUUGUUUAUACAAUUGAAAUAUCCGAAUAUGCCAAUGGUAAAUGGCAGGAAUUUAAUGGAAAGGAUGUACAACUAGAACUUAUCAUGUUGGAUCCAUAUAUUCGAACAAACCUUACAUCAUUACCAAUAUCAAUUGGGGAUAAAUCAAGAAAAUAUAUAGCACAUGUGAAAUUACCAGACGUAUACGGAGUCUUCACUCUAAAGGUCAAUUAUAAAAGACCUGGAUAUACUUAUAUAGUAGAUUCUACAACUGUGGCCAUAAGACCUUUUAGACACAAUGAAUAUCCAAGAUUUAUAACAGCAGCUUAUCCAUAUUAUACUGGGGCAGCUUUAACAGAACCACGAGCUCCUGGUGAUGUGUUGGACGAUGCCAGUAAAACUGUACUUUUAACUACUCAACUAUUUAUCUCUACGAUGGCUGGUGGCAGUGCCUUUCUUGUGUUUUGUUUCUUAAGAACAAAGUGGAGCACUAUGUUUGCUCCACGUUUAAGGCUUAACAAACUUGCACCAGAUCCUUUGCCAUCAUCUUUCUUUGGAUGGAUUAAGCCUUUAUAUGAUAUACCUGAAUCAGUUAUUUUAGAGAGAGUGGGAUUAGAUGCUGCUGUGCUUUUGGCAUUUUUCAAAAUGUCUGGUAAACUCUUUAGUUUUUGUAGUUGUGUUGCAUUUUUUGAUGAUGGACCAAUCCAAACUCCAGUAGAUGAAGGAACGGAAACAUUGAUAAAGUUGAUUUCAUUUGUUGUAUUCACUUGGGAAACAAUCACAGCUAGAACAGUUAUGGUAACAGUGAUACCUAAAGAGUUACAAACAGACAAAGCACUAGCUGAAUAUUAUGAUUCAUUAGGUUUUGGUCAAGUUGAAUCUGCUGUUAUAUAUCGAUAUGUGAGGAAAUUAAGGCAUGCAAUUCAAGAAAGAAUGGAUGCAUUGAGAAAGUUGGAGGUGGCAUAUGCUGAAUACUUGAACAAUCCAUGUUCUGAUGUAAAGUAUGAACCCUCAGAAGCACUAAAAGCAUUUGAAGAGGCACAGAAAAAAAACCCAGAAUCUUCUAAUAAAGAAAUUGCUGCCGUUCUUGCUCCUGUUAAUAAGGAACGGCCUACUAUGCGAUCUGGACUUUUUGGAAUAUUUGGCAAAAAAAUAGAUAAAAUUGAAUAUUUGACAAAUGAAUUUAACAAGGCUGAUAUGUUAGUUAGGCAGGGAAGAAGUGGCGCUUAUCACUCUACACCUGUUGGCUUUGUCACUUUUGAAAGCAUAACCAGCGCACAAUUAGCCGCUCAGGUUCUUAUAAAAGCUCAACCUUUUGAAUGUGAAACUGUUAUUGCACCAGAACCUCGUGAUAUAUAUUGGCAUAACCUUACAAUAAGGAAUAGAGAAUAUGCGAUUCGAACUGCAAUGGUCAAUUUCUUAAUAUUUAUAUUGGUAUUCUUCUGGUCUGGACCUAUUGCGUUCUUUGCCACAUUCCUUGAUUUAGAAUUCUUAAGGAAAGUUUUUCCAUGGUUGGCAGAUCUUGCAUCAAAAAAUGAGAUGGUAAAAGGUUUUAUCCAGGGAACACUUCCAACACUUUCAGUCACCGUGUUCAAUAUUGUUUUACCAACAAUUAUGACUUAUCUUUCUCAACUUCAAGGAUUUUAUGCUCGAAGUGUGAUUGAAUUUUCAACAUUUACAAAAUAUUUUAUAUUUUUGUUAUUUAAUGUCUUGCUUGUCUUUUCGUUUGCUGGAACUUUUGUUAAAAAUUUCGAAGAGUUUGUUAAAGAUCCAUUGGGAACAGCAGAUAAAUUAGCAAAAACUUUACCACAAGUAGCACCAUUCUUUAUUAAUUUUGUAAUACUUCAAGGAAUUGGUAUAUUCCCAAUACACUUAUUACAAUUGAAAGAAGUCUCAAUGGUCCUUUUUUAUCGAUUAAUCUCAAAAACACCUAGAGACUAUGCUGAAGCUAAUGCACCACCAUUUUUGGAUUACGGAGAAGAAUUACCACCAAUGGUUUUAAUUUUUGUACUAGUUUUAGUUUAUUCUUCUCUUGCCCCAGUAAUAUUACCUUUUGGUGCUAUUUAUUUCUUCCUUGGUUAUAUUGCAUAUAAAUAUUUGUUAUUAUAUGUGUAUUUCCAUCCAUAUGAAACUGCUGGUCUUGCUUGGCCUAAAAUUUUUCAACAGAUUACAAUUGGACUUUACAUAUAUCAAAUAUUGAUGAUUGGUUAUUUAACACUUCGAGAGUCUUAUUUUCUGGCAGUUGCUCUCUUACCAGUCGUUAUAGCUACUAUGUUUUUUUAUCAGUUUGUUAAUUCAGCAUAUGAUCGUAAUUCUAAAUUCAUUCCAUUGGAAAAAUUGAAAGAGGCAGAAGAACAAUUGCCAGACCAUACUGACAAUGUCACCUUUAAACAAAAGGAUUCCAAAACCAAUCCAACAGCAGUCACCAAUAGUGAAAAUUCUAACCCACAAACCAAUAGUAAUGUUGUCGCUUCUUCAUCGUCAGGUGGUGGUGCAGGCGGUGGUUCUUCUGCUGCAGGAAAAAUUGUAGAAGGUGGAUCUCAAAGAGAUGUGUUGGAAGAUGAUUUGUACCAUGCAGCACCAGACAUGUACACUGAUUAUAGUCAACCGCCAAUGACUUUAUUUGAUGGAGUUCUGAACACUGGGAUGAGAAAUUACGUUGCACCUGAAUUGGUUGGCACUUUACCUUGGCUGUGGCUUCCAGUUAAAAGAGUAAAGGCAGGAUUAUUAAAAGGACCAGGAUGGUUUAGUCGUAUAUUAGGUCGUAAGAAAGAUUCGGAAUUGAUUCAAGAUAAUGAAAUUCAAGCAACUGAGCAUGAGCCAAUAGUCACCGACCCAAUUAAAGCAAUGGAAUCACAUGAUUUGGCAAAUCAAUCAGCAGCUGACUCCAGAAUUCGUGACGAGUUGCUCAGACACUUGCAAGAUCCCGCCAAUCCACAUAAAAUGUAUUACUGUAAAAAAUUCAGAGAUUUGAUCGAUGAUGACGAUGAUAAUGGUGGCAGACAUAAUAGCAUACUGGGUUCUCCAAGUGUUUCUUUAGGACAAAAUUCACUUAUUCAACCAACAAUAUAG